Molecule: messenger RNA, 1894 nt
Organism: Zerene cesonia (dogface butterfly)
Lineage: Eukaryota; Metazoa; Arthropoda; Insecta; Lepidoptera; Pieridae
Exons: 5
Coding region: 88-1413 (441 amino acids)
Source: RefSeq, a predicted model, not a curated record
GGGAGAGGCAGGCGUCCCGCGCAGUAGUGUUUCGACCGUCGCCCUGAGUGCACGCCGCGCCGCGCACACACACACGCACCCGCCGCAAUGAUGCGGCGUGGUUCAAUGGCUGUAGCCGGGGGCGGCGAGCCAUUAAUAGUAGUGGAGGAAAGUGGGGUUGAGGAGUCAGAGUCUCCGCUCAGAUGCCCUGCGGUGGCUCGCAUGCUCUCAGAAGAUCAGGAGUCUCCCCCUGACCCAUACCACCUGUCUCCCUGGCGAGAGACACGCAAGCAUUCUCUGCCCACUCCAGCCUGCACGAGUGGCCCAACUGCUAGCCAGGUGCGUCGAUUAUCUGAGCGAGGUGAAGGAGCCGCUAAAGAAGCUCGCGAAGCCGCAUUUUUAGCCACAUUGAGUCAGGCCCCGCCGACUCAACCUGGAGGACGAAGACAUUCCGUAGUCACAAUCUCUCGAGUGCCCCAGGCGUUAUUCGGUCGGGGACGCAGAGAAUCCAUUGCGGCUUUUCCAGCCCUCAGUCGACGCGGUUCUAUUGCAAAGAAAUGCCCGCCAGCAACAGACGCCUUAGGAAGCAGUCACAAUUUGCAGCUUGAUAUAAUGGAUGAUAUAGUACAGGCACGUAAAGUGCGUAUGCGUCUUUGGAAUACAUCAAAUGAGAAGGUAUGCGAAGUGCAACCGCUCGAUGAAAAAUCACCAAUGAGCGGUUCUGUGAGGUACACGAACCGUGGUCGCCGACAUUCCGAUUUCGUGGGAUCACCUUCAACAUUGCCCCCAAUACCUGCUCGCCGUCGUGCUUCGGAAAUGCCUCCACCACCCCCUAUUCCACCCCGUAGCGGUGCCGGAGUCAUUUGCACUGACACAGAUUUGAAACAUAUGCUAAAUGCCCUCACAUCGUCAGCUACUGAAAUCGAUCGUUGCGGAAAACCGGAGCGUUCCAGACAACUCUCCGAUAUGAGAUCCAGCAGUUUCGAUGCAUCCACAUUGCGCGAGAAACUCUCAGAUUCAGGAACUACCUGGUUCACACGUCGCCAUCAGACUCUAGCUACAAAGAAAAAGGAAAAUGAAGCAAAGAAAUUAAAAGUCACGUUUGCACCAGAUGCAAAACCGGCCCCUGGGGAUGCUGCAGCAGUUGUGUGGGAUAAGCCUUCAGGGUCAGUCGUUGAUGCCAGCGCUUUGGGUAGUGCAAUAGAAGUGUUUCUUAGAAGGACCAGCGCUACCCCUGCACCGUCUACUUCUAUUGUAAUCAAAGAAACUAAAACCAAAACUGACCCGGAAACUCGCACAAAAUUACGGGAUGCCCCGAGCACGAGCAAAGGAAAUGAAACCGAGCGCUGGUUCAUCACCAAGCCGGAAGAAGAAGAUGGCGCAGGCGGCUGCGAGGCUUCGAUAUGUUCUUCCUUAAAGGAUCUCUUCGUGUAAACCUUACACAUCUACAUGCUUAUAUCAAUUAAAUAAAUAGAUAAAUGUUCGUUUUCUAUUCGAAGGAAGUGCGCCUGUGACUAUCGUUGCACGUAUUCAUUGUACCUUUAUGAAUCUCUGAAAUCUGAAUGUGAUAGAUAGCGCGCUGGCGCCGGUCGUACCGAGUCGACUCACGACCGGCUCUAGCUCUGCGGUAAUUAUUUUUAGAGUAAAUUCUAUUUUCAUUGUAAAAAUUUUAAUAUUAGUGACUUAUUAAUGUUUAGAUAGAAAAUUGUAAGUAUUCGUGAUGAGGCGCGUAUUUUCCAAAUGGGCUGACAAGCUCGGUCUCCCCCGCGCGCUGUAUCCUGUAUCCCGCCUUGUCCCCUUCAGAAUAUGUGUAUGUAACCUGAUGUUAAUAUUUAAAAGUGUAAUAUUAUCGUAUAGCAAAUACUGUAAAAAAGGGACGUCGGGAGAAUUGUACGCUUAAUAAUCGAGGGUGACC